GAAUCAACUUCACAUGAUCGACAAUAAUUACCUACUCUAACUCUACCUACCUAGUAGGGAUCUAAGAUGUAAUCCCUUAUUCAAGAGGACGUCGCAAAUCUAUUAUUCUUUAAAUUUUUCUUCUCAAGACGCCUAUUUAUUUAUUUUUUAAAUGUCGACUGAUACGCUACGUCUGUUGCUCCCCCGACUUCUAAGGUCUUUCAGUAACCAUGGACAUGGACGCGGAAAGAACCUACCAGGUUAUACAUCCCUAGCUCGGUCUCCUUUAAGUCACCCUCAACGUUUAAAUCCGCAAACAUAUGCAUUUUCGAGCAUGGCACAGUCUCCGGGAAAGGUAGCCGCGACGAAUAAUUCUUCGAUGGGAAAGGCGGAAGACUCCCACGCAGAGCCAACAAGUCUAGCGGAUGACGGUGCGAUGGAGGAGACUGACAAGAAAACUGUAGCUAUUCUGUGGGAUCUCGACAAUAAGACCCCCAGUGCUCUGCCCGAGGGUCUCGCAACCACCAUCCGCUCUUUAGCUUCUAGGCGGGGUAAGAUCAUUGAGUAUUCGGCCAUGGCAAAUUAUUGCGCCGACUUACGCCUACCUCCUGCUGCAAUAGAACUCAGGAAACAGCGGAAGUUGUUUAUGACUGCUGAAGCACGAGGACAAUUCAAACCUGCCGAGCCAUAUAGGUGUCCUGUGUGCCAGAGAAAGUGUGCCACGCAAGUCAAACUAGAGAAACAUUAUAAGCAACUUCACGAGCGGGAACUCCGCGUGAAACAGGGCCGGCUAGCCUCACUGGGGGGUAAAAAAAGGGAGAAGUGGCUCAAGGAUAAGGGCUCAAAUCUUCGUAAGCGUAUAGAAGCUCACGCCGAAAUCCUAAAUCCCGAGGCGAAGCAUAAAGUCUUUAAGAGCCUGACGAGAGCCGGCGUAUUAGUUCGGGUGGUGCAGAAAAAACCUCAAGCGGCCGACAAGGCACUCAUAGAACGAUGGAAAGUAGUCGCAAAGAAUUCGAACCUUACUCUAAUUCUUAUCUCGGACGACUCUGACUUCUGCAAGAUGGCCCAAAGGGCAAAAAUGAGUUACGGCGUGUAUGUUAUCGUCGUAAGUGAAAAUUCAGAAGGGAAACUAGCCGGGGUUGCCGAUGAGUGGUGGUCGUGGGAUACUCUUAACAACGACGCGCGGGACACUAACCACAUCCUCUUGCGUGAGGCUCUGACUGACUUGUCCAAUUCCGAAGAAGGCGAAAGCGAUGGAGGUCCCGGUUAUGUGAUCGACGAUGACUUACAAGAAGAGCUAUUCGAGAUGCAAUUAGGAAACGAAAACGUUGAAAUCGAAUGCGAACCUUGGAAAACUAGGUAGCGAUAAGGACACCGUUCAUGAAUAAUCGCCGACAUAAUAGGGCUUAUCUAGGUAACUGAGGGGGAAGAGGGUUGCCUGAAGUCUUGAGAAUCGGAUCUUGCGUACAAAGGACGAAAUAAGAGUUGGUUGCAUCAGGUAUAUCGAAGUACGCUGCAUCGUGUCACUCGAACGGUGGUUCCAGCACCGACUUUACUUCCGCCAUCUACCUAAGUUAUGUCAAUUAGAUGCCAGUUCUAAAUUACCUAGGUACCUACCUAGGUAGGUCGCGUAAUACCUUAAAAAAUCAACCUUAGGUAGGUGCAAAAUGGCUUGGGUGCGAUUAGUAGCGGUUACACUGUACAAUGCAAACACUGUAUUUUACCGCUAAGUU
This is a messenger RNA of Annulohypoxylon maeteangense, 1712 nucleotides long. RefSeq lists its product as uncharacterized. The coding region runs from base 152 to 1342 and encodes 396 amino acids. Gene Ontology annotation, molecular function: RNA nuclease activity. The transcript has a single exon. The record is from RefSeq and is a predicted model, not a curated record. NCBI's taxonomy places the organism in Eukaryota, Fungi, Ascomycota, Sordariomycetes, Xylariales, Hypoxylaceae.